UUCUGCCGGACACUCUCUCUCUCUCUCUCUCUCUAAAAUCUAUCCUCUUUUCCCAAUCUCGAACCCGCAGUCACCGAGCCAACACACGAAACGGCAUCCUCAGUCAAAUCCUCGCCUAGUUCAAUCCAAGUUCUCUGCAAAUGGAGCAGGGCAAAGCGGGGAUAAUGGUGUCCAAGCUCGCGCCUCAGCAGAACCCAAUCGAGCAAUUGCAAGCUCGCUUCAAGGAGCUCGAGACCGGGUUCAAGACGUGGCUGUCGAAGCAGUCCCUGCCCGUCGAAGCCGCCGUCGUCACCGCCACCAGCGGCCUCCAGGGCGCCGCCAUCGGCGCCUUCAUGGGGACUCUCACCAACGACGUCUCCUCGUCUUUCGCUCCUCCUCCCCAGGCCAAUCUCAACCCUGAGGCCAUGGCCUCGCUCAAGCAAGCUCAGGCUUUAUCAGGAGGUCCCUUGGUACAAGCUCGCAACUUCGCUGUCAUGACUGGUGUAAAUGCAGGCUUAUCUUGUGUCAUGAAGAGGCUGAGAGGGAAGGAGGAUGUUCAGUCCAGUAUGGUGGCAGCUUUUGGUUCUGGUGCCAUGUUUUCAUUGGUGAGUGGGAUGGGUGGCCCAAACCAGGCAGCAAAUGCUGUUACUUCAGGACUCUUUUUUGCUCUCGUCCAGGGUGGACUAUUCAAGUUAGGGCAAAAGUUCUCGCAACCACCCGAGGAAGAUGUGCACUAUGUUAGAACGAGAAAUAUGUUGACAAGGCUGGGUCUUCAGACUUACGAGAAGAAUUUCAAGAAAGGCCUUUUGACAGACAACACUUUGCCUCUACUUACCGAUAGUGCUCUUAGAGAUGUGAAAAUUCCUCCUGGACCAAGGCUACUCAUUCUCGACCACGUUCAGAGAGAUCCAGAGCUGAAAGGAACGAGGAAGCGAUAGAUGCAGUUGGUUAGCGACGUCAAGAAAAUAUUUGCCGGUUGAGAAACACCUGUACGAGCGUAAAAUUUCCCCCCAUCUUUGCUCUAGUCUCUAUCACAUGGGUUAAAUCACAUUGCUGAUCAUCUUGAGAUGCAAAUGCCGAAUGCAACUGAUUUCUGAUGCGCGUGGUGUUUUUGCU
Molecule: messenger RNA, 1095 nt
Organism: Rhodamnia argentea
Lineage: Eukaryota; Viridiplantae; Streptophyta; Magnoliopsida; Myrtales; Myrtaceae
Product: chloroplastic import inner membrane translocase subunit HP30-2
Exons: 6
Coding region: 141-917 (258 amino acids)
Biological process (GO): protein insertion into mitochondrial inner membrane; protein targeting to chloroplast
Cellular component (GO): TIM22 mitochondrial import inner membrane insertion complex; chloroplast inner membrane
Molecular function (GO): transmembrane protein transporter activity; protein binding
Source: RefSeq, a predicted model, not a curated record